Molecule: messenger RNA, 1266 nt
Organism: Fomitopsis serialis
Lineage: Eukaryota; Fungi; Basidiomycota; Agaricomycetes; Polyporales; Fomitopsidaceae
Product: cytochrome P450
Exons: 10
Coding region: 1-1266 (421 amino acids)
Molecular function (GO): oxidoreductase activity, acting on paired donors, with incorporation or reduction of molecular oxygen; heme binding; iron ion binding
Source: RefSeq, a predicted model, not a curated record
AUGGAUGCAAACAUCCCUGAUCACAGUCUUAAUAUCCACACUGUCUCCGCGCAAAUCGAGCAGAACCCUGCCUUUGGCCCCGCCCAAAUAAGAGAACUGACGGGGACAUUUGUGCAGAAGUCAAUUGAGGUAUACUCGCUCACGCAAUACUGGCACUUGCAUAUCGGAACACACGGAGAACCUGCACGGAUAGACGUAGUGGACGGAUUGUCCAAAAUGACUCUGGAUGUCAUAGGGCUUGCUGGAUUCGACUACAACUUCAAUUCCUUGAGCCCCGACGGCAAAGAAAAUGAACUGAACGAAGCCUUCAAUACGAUAUUUGGAUCCGGAACUAACGGCGCAUCUCUACUCAAGUUUUGCAGACUGCUAUUUUCCCCCUUAGUAGCCGUCAACAAGGCGCGCAAGAUCAUGCGCAGAAUCGGCAUGCACCUCGUUCGUCAAAAGAAAGACGACAUUCUAAUGAACCCUGGGCUCAACAAGCACAGUGGACUCGGUCAACGUGACCUACUCACCCUCCUCAUCAAGGGCAACAUGGACCCGAACAUUCCGGAGAGUCAGAGGCUAUCUGACGAGGUUAUCCUGGCGCGUAAGUCGACUUUUCUGGUUGCAGGUCAUGAGACCACGAGCAACGCAGUGGCCUGGGCCCUGUACGCACUCAGCAUCGAGCACAGCAUGCAGACGAAGCUACGCGAAGAGUGUCUCACUCUGUCUACCGACGAUCCGUCUAUGGAUGAACUCACCAAGCUUCCGUACCUCGAAGCCGUCGUUCGCGAAACACUCCGUCUCCAUCCUCCCCUCAACAACACCUCGAGAGAAGCGACGAACGAUGAUAUCAUACCGCUCAGUAAACCUUACAUCGACGUACGCGGGAACGUUCACGAUCAUGUGAAAAUUGAUAAGGGAACCAUGAUACAGAUCCCAAUACUGGCCGUUAAUCGUUCGAAGGUCAUAUGGGGAGAGGAUGCACUGGAAUUCAGACCAGAGCGUUGGGACAAUGUGCCUGAGGCGGCUCAGAAAGUUCCCGGAACGUGGGGGAACAUGAUGACCUUCCUUGGAGGCCCAAGAGCCUGCAUAGGCUAUCGGUUCUCUCUCGUGGAGAUGAAAGCGCUGAUCUUCACGCUCAUUCGGGCGUUCGAAUUCGAGCUGGCCGUUCCCCAAGAGGACGUGGUGAGGCAGAACGCAGCCGUCCAGCGGCCGAUCCUUCGCAACGCGAUGGACAAGGGUAGCCAGCUUCCGAUGCUUGUGAGACCUUACCAGAAGACGUGA